Brenthis ino (lesser marbled fritillary) is the source of this 1329-nucleotide messenger RNA. Lineage: Eukaryota; Metazoa; Arthropoda; Insecta; Lepidoptera; Nymphalidae. The record is from the annotation of a GenBank genome assembly.
AUGCUACGUCGAAAGCUCCUCUAUUCAAAAGUAUACUCCAGUUUUUUCGUUGGGAAGGCUGUAGGAGCGUUGCGAUUGGUCGGAUUUGGGCCCGCCCCGCCUAACGAGGGCCGUCAUUGGCGGAGGUCAGUGGAGCACCCUCAAACUGAUCUGAGUAGGCUGUCGAAGCACGAGGGCGGCGCGGGGUGUUCUUCACCCCGAGGGCCACUCGAGGGUUGUUUAGUACGGGCGCAGCGUCGCGAGACGCAGCACGUGUUCGGUCCUGUGUGUUGUGUCAGUUACCAAAAUUAUUCCGAAAACGAGCUCUCCCGGUCGGGAGAUGAAAUGCGAGGAGGGAGAGAGCGCGCGCUCGCCGCCGCCGCUACUGCCGUCGGCGUCGUUGCUGGCUUGGAGCCCCAUACUGUUGCCACCAUGGGGACCAGCGUUUUUACCAGCACUUUAUCCGGCUGCAUUUCGAUCAGCUUUUCCGGGGUAAGAAAAGUGACUAUGGGCUUUAAACGUGCGACAUUAAAUUUGCUAGACAGCAUGAAGAUGCCAGGACAGCGGCCAGGCUUUCAAAUUUCUGAUAUUCUAGGCCUUAACGAGGCUAAAGGCCUAGAAGCACCACAAAAUGGACUUAGUUCAUUGGAACUCCCACCAUAUCCGCCGCCGCAUCACAAUUAUACACACGACCUACUUCGCCACCAUCAACCAUGGCUUUCCUUGGAACAUCAUGAGAGUGCUGGUGUGCUCGGGCAACAAGCGAGCCCUGACAGUACAUCCCGCGCAUCUGAACUUUCGUACGCAGCCCCCGCGACUGCCUCCCCGACUAUUGUUGACACACGUCACGACCAGGACCACGAUCAUGACCAGGAUAUCCACGACCACAGCAUAGAACAUGACGAUGAUAACGACAACGAUCAACCACUUAACACUGGCUCGGACUCAAGUCUCUCGCAUAAAAAACGAAAACGUCGCGUUUUAUUCUCCAAAGCUCAAACUUACGAAUUAGAAAGAAGGUUUAGGCAGCAGAGAUACUUAUCGGCCCCUGAAAGGGAACAUCUGGCAAGUCUUAUUCGAUUGACGCCGACGCAAGUGAAGAUAUGGUUUCAAAAUCAUAGGUAUAAGACGAAACGCGCUGUUCAAGAAAAAGGCGCUCACGAUUUAAAUGUCGGCGGCUUGAACUCUCCGCGACGUGUCGCUGUUCCUGUGCUAGUGAAGGAUGGUAGGCCAUGUAUUGGGAAACCCGAUGGGUUGCCGUCUCUUGGUAUGACUCUACCUCCGUAUCAACCAAUGCAUCACCAGCCGCCGGUGACAGGGCACGCACCGCAACCGAAUGGGUGUUGGUGG